Penicillium brevicompactum is the source of this 504-nucleotide messenger RNA. Its product is annotated as mitochondrial 37S ribosomal protein uS8m. The transcript is spliced from 2 exons. The record is from RefSeq and is a predicted model, not a curated record. Gene Ontology annotation, molecular function: structural constituent of ribosome. Gene Ontology annotation, cellular component: ribosome; mitochondrion. Gene Ontology annotation, biological process: translation. Lineage: Eukaryota; Fungi; Ascomycota; Eurotiomycetes; Eurotiales; Aspergillaceae. The coding region runs from base 1 to 504 and encodes 167 amino acids.
AUGUCUCUCGUCAACCUUUCUUCGGUCUGCGCUCACCUCAACAAUGCCACCAAGGCACGCCUCGCCCUCACCUCAAUCCCCAACAGCAAUCUUCACCUGAAGCUCUCCCUCGCCCUCCAAAACUCCGGCUACAUUUCUUCCGUGGCCCGACUCCUCCCCCCCGCUCACCCUAUCCUUGGUUACCCUGCGGCCAACGAUGAAGUCGAAGGCAUUGAGUCUAUCACCCGCGACAAUGUCGCCUCCAGGCGGUUGUGGAUCGGCCUGAAGUACUGGCAGAACGAGUCAGUCCUUGGCAAGGUCAAGAUGGUCAGCAAGCCCACCCGACGGGUCAACAUUGACGUGGAAGGACUGCGUCGCGUGGUUCGCGGUGAAGACACUCAAUUCGUGGGUGGAAUCCGGUCUCCGGGUGAGAGUCUCUAUCUCUCCACAGACCGCGGCAUCCUCGAGGCUCGCGAGUGUGUUGAAAAGAAGCUGGGUGGACUGGUUCUGUGCCGUGUGCUAUAA